AUGAAUUUUUUAGCUUUCUUCGUUAUCAUUUCAAUUGCCAUCUUAUUCAUCAUCAUAUUACCUUUAGUCUCAGGUGUUGGUAAUCUAACCAUUUCAAGAACUCCUAAAAACGUCCUCUCUAAUGAUAAGAAUAAAAGACCUGUUAAAUUUAAGAUCAAAACUUCAAAAGAAGAAUCAGAAGAAUCAACAGAAUCAGGAACUUCUGGUUCAUACUCAUCUUCCACCAAGUUUAAAGUAGAUUCUAAAACAGGUCUAAAGAAUAGAGUGCUGGGCGAAUUCGAUAAAAACGGAAUUAAUGAUCCAAAUGUUUAUGAUUUCGAUAUCGAUGACUUGAUUAACGAAGAUAAAGAAGAAGAAGAACAAUUGAUGAAAAGAAAUUUAAACAAAUACAAGGGCAAAGAAGAACAUGAAAUUAAUGAACAUUUAGUUUAA
Messenger RNA from Henningerozyma blattae CBS 6284, 432 nucleotides. It is a transcript of the gene EXP1, whose product is annotated as Exp1p. The record is from RefSeq and is a predicted model, not a curated record. NCBI's taxonomy places the organism in Eukaryota, Fungi, Ascomycota, Saccharomycetes, Saccharomycetales, Saccharomycetaceae. The coding region runs from base 1 to 432 and encodes 143 amino acids. The transcript has a single exon.